AUGUCCUCGACAGUUGCAACAAUCACACAGGCAGCAACCGUCGCACCAUCAUCCUCUAUCGAUGCUGCCGAUGCCGCCAAAGCCUCAGCUUCUUCAGCGGUCCAUUCGCUCUCCAAAGCGAUUGCUUCAGCAUCUGCAGCCCUCACAUCUGAAAGCGCGAUUGCAGCAGGGAAUGAGGCCAAUCCACCAGCAUUCAAGUAUGUCGGUCUCGCACUUGCCGUCGGAUCAGGCAUCCUCAUCGGCUCUUCGUUUGUCUUCAAGAAGAAAGGUCUGCUAGCCGCGCAGAAAAAGUACGAAACCGCCGCUGGUGAAGGUCACGCCUAUCUCAAAUCGCCCAUGUGGUGGAGCGGCAUGAUUGUCAUGGUCUUUGGCGAGAUAUUCAACUUUGUUGCCUAUGCUUUUGCCGAUGCAGUCCUUGUCACACCGCUUGGCGCUCUUUCCGUCGUGAUUUGCGCUGUUCUUUCGUCCAUCUUUCUCAAGGAGAAGCUCACCUUGUUUGGCAAAGUGGGCUGCUUUCUCUGCAUCGUCGGCUCCGUUAUCAUUGCGCUUAACGCACCGACAUCGCAUGUGGGCGGCAAGAUCACCGAGUUUCAAAAGCUCUUCCUCGCACCAGGUUUCCUGAGCUGGGCAAGUAUCUGCAUCGUUGCCUCGUUGGUGCUCAUCUUUGUCUUUGCUCCUAGGUAUGGAAAGACACACAUGAUGAUCUACAUCACCGUCUGCAGUCUCAUCGGCGGCCUCAGCGUCAGUGUCACUUCGGGUCUCGGUUCCGCCAUUCUGCUCUCGAUUCGUGGUCAGAACCAGUUCAAGCACUGGUUCAUCUACUUUCUGCUUGGAUUCGUUAUUGUUACGUUGCUGGUCGAAAUCAACUACCUCAACAAAGCGCUAGAGCUGUUCAAUACCGCCACCGUCACGCCAACCUACUACGUCAUUUUCACCGGCGCCACGCUUAUCACCUCAAUCAUCCUGCAGCAAGGUCUUAACGCAACCGUCGUUGAUAUCAUCACGCUCGUCAUGGGCUUUCUCGUCAUCUGUGCAGGCAUUGUACUGCUGCAGCUGAGCAAGAUCGAUCCGGAAGAGUUGCAGGACAAGCCGGGCUUGGAUCGCGAAACUACGCUCUUGAUGCGCGCCAGCCACUCGGUCAUUUCGCAUGGAGGCGAAAAAGCUGACCCAUCUGCAUACGAAGAUCCUGGUGUGGAUACGGUGCGAGGAGGUAUGGGCAUCGUCGGAUCCAUGAUCCGUGCUCGCAGCUCUCGUCGUCUCAGCUCUGCUGGCUCGUUGAGACACCACAGCGCAGCCGACGAGUAUACGCUUCGCAGUCGGAACCAUCUUCCACUCACCACGCAUGGCACUGGCAACAUCGAGAGGUAUCAGUUGCAAGAUACCCCGCUACCGUCGCGCGGCAUGCUACGCGACGCAACAUCCUUGACAGUGCCCGGCACGCCGAGCCGCAGAAACACAGCCAUCUCAUUUGAGCCCGGUGCAGAUUCGCCGCACGGUCACCACGCCACCGAAGCACCCAGCGUCUCGCAAUUCGGCACGCUCAACUCCAUCAAGGAAAGUUCCAACGGUAGCGGUCGAAGCACAGAAGCGUCUGGCUUGACCGAUGCUGCCUCUCAGGAUGCCGCAAAUGUGAACGCAUAUGCAGCCCAUGUUCAUUCUCCACUCUCAACCACCUUGCCACGAUCCCAAGUCGUUGGAGACAUUCGCAACAUGUGGCAAGAACCGAAUCUCUCCUACACUUCUUCGCCUGAUGCGACACCGGAAACCGAGGAAGACGAAUACUCGAUCCGUGCUGUCGCGUCUUCUGCUGUUGCAGACGGAGACGGCCGAGGGAGCACACGCAGCAACACCAAAGACUAUCCCCAAAUCAAGCCUCGCUCAGCUUCCAAGUCGCUUUCUGGGGCACAAGCCAGCAGUGACGAGGACGAGGCGGAGGAGCUUCUCAGUCCAAGAUUGGGCUACAGCCGUCGAUGA
Mycosarcoma maydis (corn smut) is the source of this 1974-nucleotide messenger RNA. RefSeq lists its product as uncharacterized. Gene Ontology annotation, cellular component: membrane. The transcript has a single exon. Lineage: Eukaryota; Fungi; Basidiomycota; Ustilaginomycetes; Ustilaginales. The record is from RefSeq and is a predicted model, not a curated record. Bases 1 to 1974 code for a protein of 657 amino acids. Gene Ontology annotation, biological process: magnesium ion transport. Gene Ontology annotation, molecular function: magnesium ion transmembrane transporter activity.